UUGCUUUUCAAAUGAAGUGUCCAGUUUCUUGUAUAGCCGAAAUGGCGGUGGAUUUUCGAAGGUUCACACAUUUUCGACCCUGUAUUGAUCUACACGAUGGAAAGGUUAAACAGAUCGUCGGUGGCACGUUGUCAGAUAAUGAGGGAUAUCUUCGAACAAACUUUAUUGCCAGUCAUAAUACGGGCUUCUAUGCAUCACGCUACCGUGAGGACAACUUGACUGGAGGCCAUGUGAUCAAACUAGGUCCUGGUAAUGAUAUGGCUGCACAGGAAGCCCUAGCAGCCUGGCCUGGUGGACUACAGAUUGGAGGAGGCAUUACCAUAGGCAAUGCCAAAUCAUGGCUUGAUAAAGGAGCUGCUAAGGUCAUAGUGACAUCUUGGCUUUUUCCCUCUGGCAAGUUUUCCCUGGAAAGACUCCAACAGUUGAGCAGUUUGAUUGGUAAAGAACAACUAGUCAUUGACCUCAGCUGUCGCAGGCAGAAGAACUCUUGGUUUGUGGCCAUCAAUAAGUGGCAGACAGUUACUAGUUUGGAAAUAACAAAAGGGUGUUUAGAAGAAUUGUCUCAGUUUGGAUCAGAAUUCCUUGUACAUGCAGCUGAUGUUGAGGGUUUGUGUAAGGGAAUUGAUGAAGAUCUUGUCAAAGUUCUAGGACAGUGGUCUCCAAUUCCUUGUACAUAUGCUGGAGGUGGGAAAGACAUCACUGAUUUGGAAUUAGUAAACAGGCUUUCCAAUGGCAAAGUGGACCUCACGUUUGGAAGUGCUUUGGAUCUGUUUGGUGGAAAAGGAGUAAAAUACACAGACUGCGUGGAUUGGAAUAGAAUCCACCCAAGAUAGCAGAUCAAGGAUAUGGAAGUUAUCAGAUUUUUCCACAAUAAACAGAUCAAGUGAAGUGCAAAGGAAAACAUCCAGAAUAGCAGAUCAAGGAGGAAGAACAU
Molecule: messenger RNA, 934 nt
Organism: Orbicella faveolata
Lineage: Eukaryota; Metazoa; Cnidaria; Anthozoa; Scleractinia; Merulinidae
Biological process (GO): L-histidine biosynthetic process; L-tryptophan biosynthetic process
Cellular component (GO): cytoplasm
Molecular function (GO): 1-(5-phosphoribosyl)-5-[(5-phosphoribosylamino)methylideneamino]imidazole-4-carboxamide isomerase activity
Source: RefSeq, a predicted model, not a curated record